UUAAGGGAGAUAAUAUAUAAUAUACCUAGUUUGUUUUUAUGGAAAAAAAAAAUAUUGGCUUACUAAAUAAUGUCUGGCCAUUAAUUUGAUGCCAAGAAAAAAACAGUUUAUUUUUCAACCUUUGGAUUUUAAACCUAGUGGGUGUAGAGUGUCAAAAUAGAAGGACAGUCCUAUGUCACUGUCCUUGCUGACAGGGAAAAAUCCUUAACCCCAGAGCUGAUUAUCUCUGCUACUGUCAUUCUCACUUCUAAUCAGUAUUUCAUUGGUGAUAUACAAAUGGCUUGUUCCUCAAGAAACAACAUUCUAUCCCAGCACUCAACUUACCACAUAAGUUUUUUUACACAGCCAAGCCCUUCAAAUUUCUGAUUAUACCAAUUCAGAAUCCAUCUCUGAGUGGUCAGGCCCAUUUACUCCCAAUGAACCAAUCAUUCAUUCAUUCUGUACCCUUUUGUAGAUUUGUAAACUUAAUUCUUGUAUUCUUGGUUUGGUAAUUUUAUGUUGUAAUUCUCAGAAUGCCAGUUCUGUCACUGAAGUAUAAAUACCUUAAUAUUGGGAUUUUGUUUUCUGAUACUUAGCAGCAUUGCAGUGGUGUGUUGAUUAUAGUAAGUGUUAUGAAUUCAACCCUGAAGUUCUUUGAGGGCUGGUUCCUUUUUAGACUGAAAGGACCAAGAGUGAAAACUGGAAGGGGCCUGAGUUAAAAGUCUGAAGGCCUUAAGAGUCAGAUUCUGCCACUUUUCCUUGGACAAAUGGUUUCAUUUCUUGGAGCCUUGGUUUCUUCAUUUGUUAAACAGAAAGAAGAAUAUGUACCUCCCUAAGUUUUUAUGGAGUAAUGAAUAUGUAGAUGCUUUUUGUCCAUACUGAAGAAAAAUUACCCCCAUUAUGUAAUAAUCACAUGUACUUGAACAAUGAAGAGAUCUGGCAUUUACCUCUUAAUCAGUUUAACAAAAUGUAACAUUGCUGAGACAACUCACAUAAUGUGCCUUCCUCCACAUGUAAUGCGAUAAGCCAAAAGUAUAACCUGAAUUUAUCAAGCUUCUUAGACCUGAUUGCUAGUUUACAGGAAAUACAGGAGGCAAAGGAACAAGAUAAAAGACAUGUCAUAAGAAACAAGUUCAGAAUGUGGCAUAUUGUCGAGGAAAACUGCAUUGUGGGAAUCCCCUGGCAGCCCAGUGGUGAGUCCUCUGCUCUCAUUGCAGAGGGCGAACAUUCAGUCCUUAGUUCAGUUGGGGAACUAAGAUCCUACAAGCUGGGUGGUGUAGCCAAAACAACAACAACAAAAAAAAACACCACUGCACUGGAUUCUUCAAAGAUGAUGAAAAAGAGAAGGGAGUGAUAAUAAUUGUUGAUGCUGGGUGAGUAUUGAGAGUUUAUUGUACUACUUUUGUAUAUGUAUGAAAUUUCCCAUAAUGAAAGAUACAACUAGUGGAGGGGACGGGGGUUUAAAAGAUACAAAAGAGCGAGGAUGAAAAGGCAUUAUACACUGGGAGAAAAUGUUUGCAAAUCAUAUAUCCAACACAGAAUUUGUAUCUAGGCUAGAUAAUUCUUAAAACUCAGCAAUAAUAAAUAGAUCCAAUUAGAAUAUGGGCAAAGGACAUGAACAGGUAUUUUACCAAAGUAUAGAUUGGCAAGUGAAAAGAUACUCAACAUCAUUAGCCACUAGGGAAUUGCAAGGUAAAAAUCUGUACAGCUAUCAGAAGAGCUUUUAAAUAUUUUAAUGCCAAAUGCUGGCAAGGAUGCAAAGGAACUGAAUCUAUUACAUUGCCAGGAAUGAGAAAUAGUACAGCCACCAUGGGGAAUAAUUUGGCAGUUUCUUAUAAAACCAAACAUGAGUUUACCAUAUGACCCAGUAUUUGCACUCCGAGCAUUCAUCUCAAAAAAAUGAAAACUCCUGUUACACACACACACAAGCCUGUAUGUGAUUGUUAAAAGCAGUUUUACUAGUAAGAGUAAUUUGUAAUAACUCAUCAAAUAUCCUUCAACAGGUGGUUAAAAGAAACUGCAAUAUAUCUAUACCAUGGAAUACUUAUUACUCUGCAGUAAAAUUGAAUGACCUAUUGAUAUCUGCAGUGACUCAAGUGUAUUCCAAGAGAAAUAUGCUGAGUGAAAAAAUCCAAUCUCAAAAGGUCGUAUACUGUAUGGUCACAUUUAUAUAAUACUCUAAAAUAACAAAAAAGUAUAGGGAUGAAAGAAACCAGAUUAGUGGUUGCCAGAGGUUGGGGAUGGAGGGACAGAGCAACAGAAGAGGGAGGGGUUGCCUUUAGAGAGGUCUUGGUGUUGGAAACAUUGUGUAUCUGAAUUGUGAUGGUGGUUCCACAAAUCUACACGUGAUAAAAUAACAAGUACACACACACAUUGUACCAAUGUCAGUUUCCUGAUUUUUAUCUUAAAUUAUAAUUAUGUAAGAUGUACCCAUUGGUGGAAACUAGUUGAAGGUUAUUAUUAUCUUUGCAAUUCCUGUGAAUCUGUAACUUCAUACUAAAAAGCAAAUCCAAACAGCCAUACCAAAUACAGUGUGUGAAACUGACUUGGAAAAACAAUUAAUGAAGUCUAUAUUUUAGGACAGUUGGAAAUUUGAAAAUGACUGAUAACAGAUGAUAUUAGGGAAUUUUUGUUAAUUUUCCUACCUGUAAUGACAGUAUUGUUAGUGUCAAGAUUCUUAUUAAAGGAUACAUAUAGAAGUAUUUGGAAUGAGUAUUUUGAUGUUUACAACUUUAAAAAUAUGCUUUUCAGUAUGCAUAGAGAGAGAAGGCAAACGUUGUUUAGUUACUCAGUAAUGUCUGACUCUUGUGACUUCAUGGGCUAUGGAGACCUACCUGGAUCCUUUGUCCGUUGAAUUCUCUAGGCAACAAUACUAGAGCGGAUUGCUAUUUCCUUCUCCAGGGGAUAUUUUGGACUCAAGAUCUGAUCCUGUCCCCUGCAGUGGCAGGCAGAUUCUUUACUGCUAAGCCACCAGGAAAGUCCAACGCAAAGAGAGUGAAGUGUUAUUUGUUGAGUACAGGCAUUCACUGUACCAUUCUCUGUACGUUUGAUAUUUCCAAAAUAAAACAUUUGGGUCAAAAUGAUCAGGGCCUUCUACAGAUGGAUACUCUGUAGCUUCAGGCUCCCAGCUGCGCGCCUCACUUCAGUGCUCUUGCCAGGCAUAGGAAUGCCCCUUGCCCUGAGGUUCAGGGUCCCUAGUCCACCUGCACUCUUCCUCUAAGCUUGUUCUUCCAUCCCUGAUCCGUAGCGAAAUUGGACACCCAACGAGAAGACAGUACCUCCGAGAUUCCUAGAGAGGCUGGUCUGGCGACUUGGGGAGCCGGAAGCCCAUCCCCAGGCACUUCCUGUCCGGUCAUUGUUCUCGUGCCGGUAGGCGCCGGGGUCCAGGCCACCCGCCUUCUCGCCUUCUGCUUCAGAGCUCGCGAACUCCGGCCGUGCUUCUGCUCCGCGCACGUAGAUACUACUCAUCAUGUCCCUGGGAGGAAACUCAGGAAGAAGCUUUUGAAACUUAAAGAUUAGAUGGGGCUUGACUUCUGCUGGGCAACCCCCAGCCAUAGGAAUUCUGCUGAGCAGAGACGAUGACCACAGAAUUGAGAGAGGCUGUGGCCCUGGUUCACUGGGGCCCAGUGACAGUGAAAAAAGAGGAAGAAGAGGAGGAAGGCUUUGUGGGCCAGGCAUCCAGCCAACAAGUGCACUCUGAAAACAUCAAAGUCUGGGCUCCUGGGGAAGCUCCUCAGACAUGCCUCCCUGUGUCAGAACAGGAGGAAAAGGGUCAGAACAUGUUAUGGGACAUGGCUGUAGUCCUGAAACCAACACAAGAGGCACCUGCUGCUUCAGCCCCAGGCAGCUCUUCAUUACCUGGGACUCUGGCCAAGAGCGAGCUACUGGACACUCAUGGGAACAUGGCCUAUCUAGGUGCUGAAACCAAAAAUCCACAGUUAUUGGUUCCAAAAAUUGAAAUAUGUGAUGAAGCAGAAAAAUCCUUCAUCGUUUCAGGAAGAAUCCAGAAAGUUGACCCGCAAGGACCCAAGUUAGGAGAAGCCUGUGAAAAUAGGAACAUGUUAAAGAGGCAAAGAAUAAAGAGGGAGCAGAAAGAUUUUGGACAGGUGACAGUGAAGGACUGUCACCUCCCUGAAAACCUCAAAGAAGAGGAAGACCAGAAGUGUCCCAAAUCUGAGGAGCGAUACACCCUCAGUUCUGGCUCUGUUAAAAAUCAGAAAAGCCAGCCUGGGCAGAAACCUUUUACAUGUGGCGUGUGUGGGAAAGGCUUUAGCCAGAGCGCAAAUCUCGUGGUGCAUCAGCGAAUCCACACUGGGGAGAAACCCUUUGAAUGUCACCAGUGUGGGAAGGCCUUCAUUCAGAGUGCAAACCUUGUUGUGCAUCAGCGAAUCCAUACUGGACAGAAACCCUAUGUUUGUUCAAAGUGUGGGAAAGCCUUCACCCAGAGUUCAAACCUGACUGUACAUCAAAAAAUCCACUCCUUAGAGAAAACCUUUAAGUGCAACGAAUGUGAGAAAGCCUUCAGUUACAGCUCACAGCUUGCCCGGCACCAGAAAGUCCACAUCACUGAAAAAUGCUAUGAAUGUAACGAGUGUGGGAAAACGUUUACUCGGAGCUCCAACCUCAUUGUUCACCAGAGAAUCCAUACCGGGGAGAAGCCAUUCGCCUGUAAUGACUGUGGCAAAGCCUUCACCCAGAGCGCCAAUCUUAUUGUGCAUCAGCGAAGCCAUACUGGGGAGAAGCCAUAUGAGUGCAAAGAGUGUGGAAAAGCCUUCAGUUGUUUUUCACACCUCAUCGUGCACCAGAGAAUUCAUACCGCAGAGAAACCUUAUGACUGCAGCGAGUGUGGGAAGGCCUUCAGUCAGCUCUCUUGCCUUAUCGUGCACCAGAGAAUUCAUAGCGGGGACCUUCCAUACGUGUGCAAUGAAUGUGGGAAGGCCUUCACGUGCAGCUCGUACCUGCUUAUUCAUCAGAGGAUCCAUAACGGGGAGAAGCCAUACACAUGCAAUGAGUGUGGCAAGUCCUUCCGGCAGAGGUCGAGCCUCACGGUGCACCAGAGAACCCACACGGGGGAGAAGCCCUAUGAGUGUGCCAAGUGCGGUGCAGCCUUCAUCUCCAACUCGCACCUCAUGCGCCACCACAGAACCCACCUCGUGGAAAGCACAUAGAGGGCAAGGGAGACCUCCAGGUGCCGAUCCAAACCUCCCGCUCCCCAAGUCGGAUAGACACCUCUUGGCUGUUUCCUCCUCGGCAAAAAUGAAGCCUGCCCUGUCCUACAAAGUUACGGUUUUGGACUUGCCUGGUGGUCCAGUGGGUAAGACUCAGCUUCCAAUGCAGGGAGCACGGGUUUGAUCCCUGGUUGGGGAAGUUCCAUAUGCUCUGCAGCCAAAAAAAAGAAAAAAAGCAACAGUUUUCAGGAGUGCAGCACAAAACACAAGGCAGACAUUUCAGAGGCUAAUUUAAAGAAAAUGAAAACGAAGGCCUCAAGGCAAGGAUUUUAUGUUUAAUAGUACUCCAAGUGAUCAUAUUGUUUGAAGUGGGAUGUGGCCUUCUUAGAAACGGGUCAUACAGAGCUCCGUGAUAAAGAUCCUUCUGGGGAAAAGGAUUUUUCACUUAAUUUUGUUUUUGAAAACUCUGGUAAUUUUCCUGGGCAACAUGCAGGUUACUGGUGUGUCUGACUGAUGGAAUUCGGGAGCUUUGAACCUUGUGUUGUAGUAUUUUGGGUUUAAGCAGUGACUCAUGAAGGAAACCACUUGGGGUAGCAAUUCACCAACAACUCUCACCUAUGAACAUGAUAAGUUUUCCAUUCCCUGGGUAAUUUUUUUUUUUUAAUUAAACAAAAAACUGUCUGCCAUUCCUUAAAUGGAUGGAAGUAGGAAACUGUUGUUUCCCUCAUGGUCUGCACCUCAUGACAGUUGGAAUGGUAAAGCUCUGGAGACUGCUAAUGAGUCUCUUCUGAUCAUUUCCCAGCCUGCAUGGCAGUCACUUGAGGAUUGAUGGAGACUGCACGGCAGAGCCACCAAGACUACUGGGCUGUGUUCCUUUGAGAAGAUCAACAAGUCUUCUAAUAACAACCCUGGUUACCAUUGCAUUCUAUUUGAGUGAGACUGCUGCUAACAGACCCCUUCCCAGAUAAGAGAAGUCACAGAAUAAAGCUGGAGGCAUGCCC
Molecule: messenger RNA, 6148 nt
Organism: Bubalus bubalis (water buffalo)
Lineage: Eukaryota; Metazoa; Chordata; Mammalia; Artiodactyla; Bovidae
Gene: ZNF35
Product: zinc finger protein 35
Exons: 4
Coding region: 3558-5147 (529 amino acids)
Source: RefSeq, a predicted model, not a curated record